AUGUCCCGAACAUCCGGGCGAAUUUACCCGCCUGGAUUUCCCGUCAUGAUACCUCAUCAGGUCUCAUCGAGGAAAACGCCGUUUCGAAAAAAGCUGAGUUCAUCAUAUCGCUUCUCAAAAUCAAAAACCUACUUUGAACAGUGUUUCGAUGUGAUCGGAUGUCUGGGUAAUGGCUCAUUUGGACAGGUGCUCCAUGUGAAAUGCAAGGAUACUGGCGAAGAAUACGCCGUAAAAAGAGCUCUACGUACAUUCGAAUCAUCCGGAAAGCGCUACCGACAACUACAGGAAGCUCUGAAUCAUGAAGCCAGUAUCACCUCAUCCUAA
Cooperia oncophora is the source of this 324-nucleotide messenger RNA. The record is from the annotation of a GenBank genome assembly. Lineage: Eukaryota; Metazoa; Nematoda; Chromadorea; Rhabditida; Trichostrongylidae.